Salmo salar (Atlantic salmon) is the source of this 2544-nucleotide messenger RNA. RefSeq names its product calpain-2 catalytic subunit. Gene Ontology annotation, molecular function: calcium-dependent cysteine-type endopeptidase activity; calcium ion binding. The record is from RefSeq and is a predicted model, not a curated record. Gene Ontology annotation, cellular component: cytoplasm. Gene Ontology annotation, biological process: proteolysis. NCBI's taxonomy places the organism in Eukaryota, Metazoa, Chordata, Actinopteri, Salmoniformes, Salmonidae.
AGAGUCACAGCAAAACUUUCCAUUAACAUCUGUACAUUUUUGGUGAUAGCGACGUUGUACAGCAUCUCAUUGAUAAUGUCUGGAAUGGCGUCUAACCUAGCCAAAAAGCGGGCAUUGGCUGCAGGGUUUGGCACCAAUGCCAAUGCGGUGAAAUAUCUCAAUCAGGAUUUUGAAGCGCUUAGGGCGCAAUGUUUAAGUCGAGGAGGGCUAUUCUCGGAUCCAACUUUCCCAGCCGCACCCGAAUCUCUGGGCUUUAAUGAACUCGGACCAGGCUCCUACAAAACUAGAGCAGUGCAAUGGAAAAGGCCAGGAGAGUUGUGCUCAAGUCCAGAGUUCAUUGUUGGAGGAGCCACCAGAACAGAUAUCUGUCAAGGAGCUCUAGGUGACUGUUGGCUUUUGGCUGCCAUUGCCUCUUUGACACUCAAUGAAGAUGUCAUGGCUAGAGUGGUCCCCGUUGGACAGAGCUUUGGGGAAAGUUACGCUGGCAUUUUUCACUUUCAGUUUUGGCAGUUUGGGGAGUGGGUGGACGUUGUCAUUGAUGACAGGCUGCCAACAAAAGAUGGAGAGCUGCUGUUUGUUCACUCAGCUGAGGGCUCAGAGUUCUGGAGUGCACUGCUGGAGAAGGCCUACGCCAAGGUGAAUGGCUGCUACGAGGCCCUGUCUGGGGGCUCCACCACUGAGGGCUUUGAGGACUUCACUGGGGGCAUUGCAGAGAACUACGACCUGAGGAAACCCCCUCCGAACAUGUUCCAGAUUAUUAAGAAGGCAAUCGAGUCAGGGGCUCUGCUUGGCUGCUCCAUUGACAUAACCAGUGCCGCUGAUUCUGAGGCAGUCACACGACAGAAGCUGGUGAAAGGGCAUGCCUACUCUCUAACAGGGGCUGUUGAGGUGACCUAUCGUGGCCGUAAGGAGAAGCUGAUCAGGAUACGUAACCCUUGGGGUCAAGUGGAGUGGACAGGGGCUUGGAGUGACAGCUCCUCAGAGUGGAACUCCGUUGAUGAUUCGGAGCGCCAGAAUGUCAAAGCUGAUGAUGGAGAAUUCUGGAUGUCAUUUACAGAGUUCCUGCGGCAUUACUCUCGCAUAGAGAUUUGCACUCUGACCCCAGAUACGCUAACGGAUGACUCUGUGAAGCACUGGAGUGUGUGUAACUAUGAUGGUAGCUGGAGGAAGGGUUCCACUGCUGGGGGGUGCAGGAACCACGCCUACACCUUCUGGAUGAACCCCCAAUUUGUGAUCAGGCUGGAUGAGGAGGACGAUGACCCUGAUGAUAACGAGGUGGGCUGCAGCUUCGUGGUGGGCCUGAUCCAGAAGAACCGGCGCCGGUUGAGGAAAGUAGGCGAAGACAUGCACACCAUUGGCUUCGCCAUCUAUGAGGUUCCAUCACAGUUUCAUGGUCAGAGGGAGGUUCACCUGGACAAGAAUUAUUUCCUGACACAUGCUCAAAAAGCCCGGUCUGAGACCUUCGUCAACCUUCGAGAGGUUAGCACCCGCUUCAAAAUGCCCCCCGGGGAGUACCUCAUUGUGCCCUCCACCUUUGAGCCACACCUAAAUGGCGACUUCUGCAUCCGUGUUUUCUCAGAGAAGCAGACUGAGACUCGACCAUGUGACGAUCCUGUCAAGGCAGACUUAGAUGAUGAGACCGUAUCUGAUGCUGAAGUCGACGCAGGAUUUAGAGGCUUGUUUACAAAGCUUGCAGGAGAUGACAUGGAGAUCUCUGCAGCAGAGCUGAAAACCAUCAUGAAUAAGAUUGUCUCCAAACGAACUGACAUCAAAACAGAUGGCUUCAGUCUUGAAACCUGUAGAAUCAUGGUCAACCUCAUGGAUGACAGUGGGAAUGGAAAAUUGGGCCUUGGGGAAUUCGCUACUCUGUGGAAGAAAGUGCAGAAAUACCUGGGUAUCUAUAAGAAGAACGACAUGGACAAUUCAGGCACCAUGAGUACUCCAGAGAUGCGUAUGGCCCUGAAAGAAGCAGGCUUCACUUUGAACAAUGGCAUUUAUCAGAUCCUCGUGGCUCGCUACGCUGAGCCAGACAUGACCAUCGACUUUGAUAACUUUGUGGCCUGCCUUAUGCGUCUGGAUAUGAUGUUCAGAGUCUUUAAGAAGAUUGAUGCUCAUGACAGUGGCUCCAUCGAGCUCGACUUCCAUCAGUGGCUAACAUUUACGAUGAUCUAGAAGACCCCUGUUCAUUCCGAAGAAAAAUGUGCAAGUUAAAAAAACAAGUAUUCAAUUCAUUAUUUAAUGGAAUUUUUUAGAUUUUUAUCUUCACAUUUUUGUAUGUAUUUUAUUCACUGCUGCAUGGUAUUGUGUAUUCGGUAAGACAUUACUAACUGUGGUAUGGUAUUACUGUGGUAGAUUUCAUGUGAAUGUCAUUCUGUAAGAGGAACAAGGAUAUAUUUGUUCAGAAACCACUGUAAAAUGUUUACUUUUUGUAUUAGAAAAUAUGCCUUGUAGAGAUUGUGAAAUUGCUUUUUAUUUUGGCCUGUUUUAUGGAAUGUCCACAUGGAAUUCCAUGCAAUGCUCAAAUAAAGAUUUAUUAUAUUCUAA